Dinoponera quadriceps is the source of this 7498-nucleotide messenger RNA. RefSeq lists its product as uncharacterized. Lineage: Eukaryota; Metazoa; Arthropoda; Insecta; Hymenoptera; Formicidae. The transcript is spliced from 16 exons. Gene Ontology annotation, biological process: neuromuscular synaptic transmission. Gene Ontology annotation, molecular function: protein binding. Bases 890 to 5860 code for a protein of 1656 amino acids. The record is from RefSeq and is a predicted model, not a curated record.
UUAAAAAUUUAUUGGCUACUGCGUCGCUUACAAGAUCUGACUAUGAGUAUCAUAAUGAGGUCUAAUUAGAAUUUAAUUCAAUGUGAAACAAGAAAGUUAGCUUAUUUCGGAAGAGAAAAUUCACCGUUUCAAUUUACGAAUAAUCCAGGAAGUACACUAAGAUGGAAAUAAGCUGAAAUAUGACUUUUGCAUUCUAAUUGACAUUCAAAUAAGCUAGAAACGACGGGAAACGAGUCGACAAUACUGCUUGAUUGAGAGAUCUUCGCGUCGAUUAUGAUCUGCGGAUCUGCGGAUCUUAACGGGGUAUCGAAUGUGCGACUCUUUAAUUCUUUCUCUCUCUGCUUUGAUGCUUAUAGCUCACCUCUUCCGUACAUCUUUGAAUUAAUGAACACACCGGCUACUGAAUAUUUCGAUAACCGACCCGAGCAUUAGUACCUCCCGCCUCUGGGUUCUGAAAAAAUCCGAAAGCCUGCGGCGGGGUAGCCGCGCAUCUCUUUCCACAAUCUCACGAGAAAUCGUGGAGAAAUCCCGCAAAAACGUGCGUUUCCUCCUAGGAUGAUCCGAUACCUAACGAGUAGCCGACGAGCCCGGUUCGAGCGAGCAUUGGUCCCCUUUAAAUGCGAGGUCGCCCCGUUUCUGCGAGCCACGAGAGCAACUUUUGACUCGUUCCCGCAGCGAGCUUACGCACGUGCCGAGAGAAAUAAGAGUCCCUUUUCGCACUGAACUAGAGUCGCACUGAGUUGAGCGUGUGUGGGAUCAGCCGUCGGUGGUGCGCGACCCGGCAAGCCGCGCGCAAAGGCCGCCAAUUAAUUAAGAUAGCUCCUAGACACACGCUAGAUCGAUAGGGACCGGCCGCGAUAAAGACUGGCGAGGGUCUCAGACUUCAGGGAUGUUGCAGUGCUGUGGUGUUGGAGGUGGCGUUUCCACGGCACCUCAGGCUCCGCAGCUGCAGGGGACCGGAUCCGCUGUCGGGGCUACCACCUCCACGAGAACCACCAUCAUGCAGGACGCAGUUCUCGAAUCCAUCUUGGAGCAAAUGCGGGAGACGGAAGCCCGGCGUGCGGAUCUGGAGAGGCAGCACGCGGAAGCACAGAACCAGCUGCGGGAGAAGAUAGCAGGACGCUAUCAGGGUCCGGAAUCGGUCGAAGCGUUGCAGUCGAAGAUCCGGGAGCUCGAGAAGAAGACGGAGCUGCAGAUGGUGAAGCACGAGGAACUGUCGUUGGAGUUGACCAGUCUGAGACGUGCGCGCAGCAGAGGACCGGUCGCGGGGCACGUCACGUCCACGAGCGUGCCGACGGCCACUUGGCCGCCGGCCGGCACCGAGAUCGAUCGGAUCAUCGCCAAGAUCGAGCAGGACAAUAGUUCCGGUAGAAUGUUACACGAACUGGACCACACACGGAGCGCGAUAACCACGCAGCAACCCUCGGCCACGCAAGGUAUCCUUCGGUCCAGCUCGGAGAAUCUUCCCAAUCUCGGCCAACAUCAACAUCCACCUCAUCCGCAUGCCCUUAAUCUCGGAAUGCCUAGCCAGAUGGGCCACUACGCAGGCUCGCCGAUGCCGUUGACGCCGAUGAUGCCCGGUUGCCCUCCGCUGACGCCGAACGGGCCGCCAUAUCACUACAGCGAACCGAUACCGCCGGCGCCGUCACUCUCCAGCAGCCAGUCCCAACCCGCUUUCCAACAGAAGAUCCAGCAGUAUCAGCAGUCGCAGCACGAGCUGUCGAGUUCCCUCUCCCAGAACACCCUACCGUCUCAGCAGAAGCAGCAACAAACGCACACUCACUUCACAAGCAAUCAGUACCAGGAGAGUUAUCCGCAUACGCAAACGUAUCAGCAGCCGCUGCAGCAGCAACAGAAGCAGCCGCAGCAGCAGCAGCAUCCGGCCUCCACUACGUACCUGACAUCAGCCAGCCAGAGCGUGUUACCCCACUACACACAGCCUGCCCAGACCGCCCAGAAUUAUCAAUUGAACGGCAGUCAACAGGCAACGACAUAUCCGAGUUUAUCCAUGGCGUCGCAUCCGAACGGGACUUACAGCACGGGGGCGACCAGCUUCAACACCCAAUUGCCGCAUCACAAUUACACCGUGCCGCAGACGAACAUCACGCAAACCACGCUGUCCUCGCUGCCGCUGUACUCCACCACGUCUUAUCAUUCCACCCUCGGGGGCCUCACGAGCGUGCCCCAGUCUGUUCUUCCUUUCUCCAGCGGUCAAAGCACCUUCGCCACGAGCGGAUCGACUUACUCUACCGUCGGGACCAACGCUUUCGGGACGUCGGGCGUAAGCUCAGGUACUACUUCGGGAGGCUUGUUACAAGCAAUAGGCGAUCCUCUGCAAGCGAUGCAGCAACUCUCCGCCCAGUCGCAGGCUAAUCAGCUACAGCAGCAAGCGAUCAUUCACCAGAUCCAGCAGAGCUUGCGCGCCAGCUCGCCGACUGCGCCCAGCACCGCGACGGGUCACCACUUCCUGGGUCCUAGGCAAAUGCCGAAGAUCCCCACGAGUAUACUGACGAACCCCGUGGACCGACUGCCCAACGACAACAUAGUACCUGAGGGUCAAGUGGACAUGCUGGACGUGCCGGGCAAGGGCAGAUGUUACGUUUACAUAGCUCGCUUCAGCUAUGAACCGUGCCAUCAUUCACCGAAUGCGAAUCCGGAAGCGGAACUGCCGGUCCAAGGCGGCGAUUACCUUCUGGUCUGGGGCCAGCCCGACGACGACGGUCUCCUGGACGCGGAGACGCUCGACGGUAGACGCGGUCUGGUGCCGGCUAACUUCGUACAGAAGCUGGUCGGUGACGAUCUGCUGGACUUUCAUCAAGCCGUCCUCAGCCUCAGAGACGUGGACGAUUCCGCUUCGACGAAUAUCCCUCAAUGCUAUCUGCAGGAUAUUGAUUUAGAGCUGGCCGCGUUGGAGGAAGGUAAUCGGAAUCGUCAGGCGGAACUGUCCGCAUAUGCGGAACUCGACAAUAUCGCGGAGGAGGACGAACAAGAGCCGCCAGAAGUCUACCUGUUUUCGGACCUAGUUCCGGCGCCGCAGCACCUCACGCUCGAGCGGCAACUCAACAAGAGCGUGCUGAUCGGAUGGACCGCGCCCGAGAACCCGCACCAGCUCGAGUCCUAUCACGUCUACGUGGACGGCGUGCUGAAGGUCACGGUGAAGGCCACCGAGAGGACCAGAGCGCUCGUGGAGGGAGUCGAUUCCACUCGGCCGCACAGGAUAAGCGUGCGUUCGGUUACGCACUCGAGGAGGACGUCUCGCGACGCCGCUUGUACGAUGGUGAUCGGUAAGGACAUCGCGCUCGGCCCGACAGCUGUCAAAGCAUCGAACGUGACCGCGACCAGCGCCGUGAUAUCCUGGCUGCCCAGCAACAGCAACCAUCAGCACGUGGUGUGCGUGAACAACGUGGAAGUGAGGACCGUGAAGCCGGGCGUCUACAGACAUACCAUCACCGGCUUAGCCCCGUCAACGAUAUACAGGGUGACCGUCAAGGCGAAGAACCUGAGGGCGACGCACUUCGAGGACCAAAACGCCCAGGCGGCGAACAAUCUGGCCUGCCACGUCCACUUUAAAACGUUGCCCAAGGGACUACCGGAUCCUCCGGUCGAUAUCCAGGUGGAGGCUGGACCGCAGGACGGCACUUUGCUAGUGACCUGGCAGCCUGUUGCCCUAAACGGUUCGGCCGUCACCGGUUACGCGGUGUACGCCGAUGGUAAGAAGGUCACCGACGUCGACAGCCCUACCGGUGACCACGCGUUAGUCGACAUACACAAGCUAAUGGGCCUGAAUCCGAAGCACAUCACCGUCAGGACUAAGAGCAGGGAGAGCCAGUCCGGCGACAGCUGCGCCACGGCGAUACCCUGCAGCGUGCUGCGCGGUGGCACCGCCGCUCACAUGCCGCCCCAUGGGCCGCCGCACAUGAUGGAUCAACGGCAACAACAGCAGCCCGCCGGCAUCGGCCCGCAGGACGACCCCAACCGCCAUCGCAUGGCGGGCGGCGUCAGUCAGCGGUACCCGAACGCGCCCGCUUCUUCGCAUAUGCGACGGCACGUGAGCAACAGAGUAGACGCCCACGGUCAGGUCAUCAUCGAGACGGACGAGAACCUUUCCGACAAGGAGAUUUACCCCGGACAGAGCAUCUCUCAGAUGGGUAUUCCGGAGAUCACGAAGGAUUCCGCCAGCGAAGCGAACUACAGCGAAGAGGACGACCCCACACGAAGGGCGCGAGGCAUGCCACCGCAACAUCAUGGGCCGCAUCACCGAUACGGCCCCCAAAUGGACCCACAGGGCCCGCCCGGAACGCACAGGUCUCCCAGCAUGGGCGGACCCAGCGGUAGACUUCAAGAUCCUUAUUAUGACCAAACGGGAUCUCAGAGGGGAAGAGGACCGGGCGGGGUUUAUCGCGGCGGUCGGGUGACGCAGGCUCAAGGUGGAGCGGGUCACCCGUCGAGCGCAGCUCAACAGAUGAACAAAAGGCAGCGGUGGUUCGUGGCAUUAUUCGAUUACGAUCCCACGACCAUGUCACCAAAUCCGGACGCGUGCGAAGAGGAACUGCCGUUUUCCGAAGGCGACACUAUCAAGGUGUACGGGGAAAAGGAUGCUGAUGGCUUCUACUGGGGCGAGUGUCGCGGCAGACGCGGAUACGUUCCUUACAACAUGGUGGAGGAACUUAAAGAUCAGAAUCAGCCGGGUCAAGGUCCCGGCAGGAGAGGGCCGCAAAGCGACAGAUGGGGCGACAUUUACGCGAGCGUGCCCGUGAAGAAGAUGAUAGCUCUCUACGAUUACGAUCCUCAUGAAUUAUCUCCCAACGUUGAUGCUCAAGUGGAGUUAACGUUCCAAACCGGAAACGAGAUCUACGUUUACGGUGACAUGGACGACGACGGCUUCUACAUGGGCGAGUUGAACGGCGUACGGGGCUUGGUACCGAGUAACUUCCUCACCGAAGCGCCGGGCCAAAAUCAGGGCCAAGCGCCGCAGGGCAGCAGGAGACCCGGUCAGAGUCAAGGACCGGGCGCGAGAGGGCCACCCCCGCCUCCGCGGGAACCGCCCCCGGCUGGUCACCGACGAGGAAAAGAUGCCUGCAUUGUGCCUGUGUCUGUCCCUGUCUGUCACUUAGACUCUAGACAACUACAACAACAACCACCACCAUCACUAAUGAACAACCAACAACAACUACAACAUCAACAAAACAAUCCACCGCAUCUAGCGUACCAACAAGCGAAUCACCACAGCUACACGACCGUAACCACGUCCAAUCAGCAUGGGCCCAGUCACUUGCCACCCGGCGGCGGUGUCAUGGGUGCCCAUCAGCAAGGUCCCGUACCGCCCCACCUUCAGCAACAGGGGAAGGGGAGGGGCGGCGUGGUCAAUCGGCUCGCUGGUAGUAACAUGCCGAGCAUGCAGGGUCCGCACCUCCAGCAACAGCAGGACUAUCAGGGCCAACAGCAACCGGGCCAGCCGUACCAGCAACAGCAACAGCCGAAUCAGCCGUAUCAGCAGCAACCGUCGAGCCAGGGCUACCAGCCGCAAAUAGGAUUCACCGUGCAGGGCCCGCAGUUUCCGCAGUCGCAACAGCAGCAGCCGGGCCAGCCGUUCUCGCAGCAGGUCCAACAGGGUCCGCCCGGUGGUCCUCAGAGCGCCAGCAAGCCGAUGAGGGGAAUACCGGCAGUGAUACCUACGGCGCAAUCGAAGACACCUAACCCGACGCAAGGUCAACAGCAGCAGCAGCAACAGCCGCAGCAACAGAGCACCGGGCCGAAUCUCAUGCAGAAGUUCACGGAGAUGGCUGGCGCGAGCGCGGGCGGCGACAUACUGUCCAAGGGCAAGGAGCUGAUCUUCAUGAAGUUUGGAUUGGGCAAGUGAGGAGGAGCGAUUGCUCCCGUGACGACGAUGACGACCAUGACGAUGGUGAUGAUGAUGAUGCUGAUGAUGACGAUGAUGAUGACGAGGACGACGACGUCGACGGUGACGCGUCGUCGGCAACGUAGUUCUUUCUGUUUCUUCCUUUGCGCGCUCCGCGUACACGUGGAUGUUUAACGCGGAUCGAUUGUCGCGCGAGCCACCAUCGCGCCUCAACACACACACACAUAACACACACACACACACACACACACGUACACACGCGAGUCGUGUGAAUCAGUAUUACGACGAAGUGUUACACACGAUUUACGCGGCGGAUUGUAUCAAUCAGUACGUAUCUCGUCGGGUGUCACGGAAGGGCGGAGAGGCGAAUGUGCGCCGCCAUCGCUGCUGCUGCUGCUGUUGCUGCUGCCGCUAUAGUAACCGUUACUGCUGCUGCAAAAUGAAAAAAGAUAAAAAGAAUAGCAAAAGAAAACUGUUGCUGGACGAACAAUAAUUGGAAGGUUAAAAGGACGAGCCUCACGACCGAGGAAUGAGAAAAAGGCAUUUGGUAGGAACCGCUCGAGGUCGAGAGAGAAAGAAAUAGAUACAUAGAGAGAGACAAAGAGAGAGAGAGAGAGAGAGAGGGGCCAUACCAAGAAUAUUGCGAGUCGAUACCGACGAUUCUGUCGUCAUCGGGAACGGCCGAUCGAGAAAAAACAAGCGAUGUGUAAGAGAUUCAUCGAACUUCUUCUUAAUCCUCCUUUUUUGAAAUCUUCUUCUCGUUCUUCUUCUUCUUCUACUACUUCUACUUCGUCUUCUGCUCCGCGACGGUAGAAUCCUCGAGCGCUGCAGCAUUGAUUCAUUGAACAAAGAAAAAAGAGAGAGAGUGUGAGAGAGAUACUGCGAGAAAAAGUACUCCGCGUAUUUGGCCCACCGAGCUGCGUCGCAACGCAACCCUCUGACACAGAGACAAGGUAUUUCAACGUCGGGAUGGAACACACCGACACUGACCGCGAGGUAUACCUCGAGCGUGUGCGAUCGGACGAGCAGAGAUCGCGCGGGACGCCGGUGUGCACCUCGUAAAUCGCGUAAAUCCGCGACUGUUUCUUCCAGUUUCUCUUCGUCCUCUUCGGAUCUCGCGUUAUUCGGAGCUCCGUUCGAUCUUAGAAUAAAAACCUUCUUCGUGAAUUAUAUCAAGCCCUGAGAGAGAGAGAGAGAGAGAGGAAGGGAGAUAGGGAGGGAGGGAGGGAGAAAAAGAGCGAAGGAGAGAAGGAGAUCUCUCGCGUUGUAACGUGAAAUAAAGAAGCUUCAGACGAUCGUCUGCCGUUCAACGCGAUCAUCGAGCAAAAAUAGAGAGAGAAAGGGAGAGAAGCCGAAGCCAGACUUUUCGUCAUGUGGAAAGAAGUACGCAGAGGUCGAGAACCUAGCAAGGAUAAUCAUAUCGCCGUAGGAGUGUGGACGCGACACAUGGGUGUGCCUUGGAGAACCGUCACCCAGCAACCAAAUGAUCAUAUCUCUAAUCGAUAAUUCUAACUGUUUUUUUCUUCGUGGAAGCGAGAGCGAGCGAGCGCGCGCGCGCGACAGAGAGAGAGAGAGAGCUAUAUCCAGCCGUGGCGCAUACACACGAAUAAAUGAUGACGAUCUCUCGUCUUGACAAUU